Messenger RNA from Enterobius vermicularis (human pinworm), 353 nucleotides. Lineage: Eukaryota; Metazoa; Nematoda; Chromadorea; Rhabditida; Oxyuridae. The record is from the annotation of a GenBank genome assembly.
AUGAUGAACAGUAACCUUGGUAUGGCAAUUGUUUGUAUGGUUAAUUCAACAGAAUAUGCAGAUACGGGUAACGAUGAACUGAAUGAUACACUGUCGUUGAUAGAAGAAAUCAAUGAAACUGUUCUUACUGUUCAAGCUGAUCAUUGGGAAGCACCAAAAAUGUCAUGGUCAGCUGAUCAACAAGGCUAUAUAUUCAGUGCAUUUAAUUUGGGUUUAUUAACAAUGCUUGGUACCGGAUUGUUGGCAGAUAAAUUCAAUGCUAAAUAUAUGAUCAUUGGUAGUGUUGUGUUAGCUGCAGCAUCUAACGUACUGAUUGCAUUGGGAUCACCGAUAAGGUUUGUCAAUUUCUAAAU